ACCAAUUUCGUUCCUCCUUCCUCCAUCCAUUUGCCUUCUCUUUGAUCUUAUCAUCGACUUAGUUUCACGGUUGUGCAGAUCUCGAGUCCGUGAUUUGGAUUCUUCAGUCUCUGUUCCUUCGUUUUUCAGAUGUUUUAGGGAUUUUCCCCCCAGUUUUGCUUGAAUCUUUCUCCAAAGGUUUCCUCUUUCCUUUUGACUUUUUGUUGGUACAUUGAUUCGGAGGUGCAAGAGUAAUGUUCUGUCGUAAAUUUUGCUACUUUUUCUUCGAUUUUGUCUGUAUAGAUCAUAGUUCAAAAUCCCAAGUUUCUACCUUUUUCCAACGUUUUGAUUCUGGGUUUGUUGGGUUUGAUUGACUUUCCUAUUCGAAAUGUAAAUUUAGGGCUUUUGAAUCUGAAAUCGAUCUUCAGACUUUGAAAUCUUGAUCUCCAUGGAUCAAAAACAGAGCUUUUGAGUGAUAACUUCUGCAGAAAAAAAAUGGCUACUUUAACUGAGCCUUCAUCAUCUUUAAGUUUCACUUCUUCUCAUUUCUCUAAUGUCUCUAUUGGGUCUGAUCAUUUCUCACCAAGCUCAGCUUCUAAUCUCGAAGUUGUUAGUCUUACCAAGCUCAGCACCAAUCUUGAGCAGCUUCUCAGUAAUCCAGACUGCGAUUACACAGAUGCAGAGAUCAUUGUCGAUGGUGUUCCAGUUGGUGUUCAUAGAUGCAUUCUAGCUGCAAGAAGCAAGUUUUUCCUGGAAUUGUUCAAGAAAGAAAAGAAAAGUUCGAAACUUGAGAAACCAAAGUACCAUUUGAAAGAGUUGUUUCCUUAUGGAGCUGUUGGGCAUGAAGCUUUCUUGUAUUUCUUGAGUUAUAUCUACACUGGGAGGCUAAAGCCAUUUCCUUUGGAGGUUUCGACUUGUGUUGAUUCGGUUUGUGCUCAUGACUCUUGUCGACCUGCCAUUGAUUUCGUUGUUGAGUUGUUGUAUGCUUCAUCUGUUCUCCAGAUACCAGAGCUAGUUUCAUCUUUUCAGCGGCGGCUUUGUAACUUUGUGGAGAAGUCUCUGGUUGAGAAUGUUCUUCCGAUUCUUUUGGUUGCUUUCAACUGUAAGUUGACUCAGCUUCUUGAUCAAUGUAUCGAGAGAGUGGCGAGGUCAGAUCUCUACAGGUUCUGUAUCGAGAAGGAGGUUCCUUUAGAAGUAGCAGAGAGAAUCAAACAGAUUCGUCUAAAGUCUCCACGAGACGAAGACAACACUCUCAAGGUCUCGGAUAAAAUGGUCGAGAGAAUCGGGAAAAUCCUCAAGGCGUUGGAUUCAGAUGACAUUGAGCUUGUGAAGCUUCUUUUGACUGAGUCAGAUAUCACUCUAGACCAAGCUAAUGGUCUGCAUUACUCCGUGGUGUAUAGUGAUCCAAAAGUUGUUGCAGAGAUUCUAACUCUCGAUAUGGGUGAUGUGAACUACAGAAAUUCCCGAGGUUACACGGUUCUUCAUCUUGCUGCGAUGCGUAGAGAGCCUUCGAUCAUCAUUUCGCUUCUCAAGAAAGGUGCAAAUGCGUCUGAUUUCACGUGUGAUGGACGCAGUGCGGUUAAUAUAUGUAGAAGAUUGACAACUCCAAAGGAUUAUCAUACGAAAGCAGCAAAAGGGCGGGAAGCUAGUAAAGCUCGGUUAUGCAUAGAUCUCUUGGAAAGAGAAAUCAGGAGGAACCCUAUGGUUGCGGAUACACCAAUGUGUUCCCUUUCCAUGCCUGAAGAUCUUCAAAUGAGACUGUUAUACCUAGAAAAGAGAGUGGGGCUUGCUCAGUUGUUUUUUCCAACAGAAGCUAAAGUGGCUAUGGACAUUGCUAAUGUAGAAGGAACAAGCGAGUUCACGGGUCUUCCUCCACCUUCAAAUGGGUUAAGUGGAAACUUAAGUCAGGUUGAUUUAAACGAAACUCCUCAUAUGCAAACCAAAAGACUUCUUACUCGUAUGGAGGCUCUAAUGAAAACAGUUGAGACCGGUCGACGAUAUUUUCCAUAUGGCUCAGAGGUUCUAGAUAAGUACAUGGAGGAGUACAUAGACGAAGACCUUCUCGAUGAUGUACAUAUUGCGAAGGGAUCUCCACAGGAGAGAAGAUUGAAGAGAAUGAGAUAUAGAGAGCUUAAGGAUGAUGUCCAAAAGGCGUAUAGCAAAGACAAAGAAUCUAAGAUUGCGCGAUCUUGUCUCUCUGCUUCAUCCUCUCCUUCUUCUUCUUCCUAUUCUUCAAGAGAUGGCCUGAAGAAUUCUACAUGAAACUGUACUAUGAAGUUAAAAUGUGAUUAGAGAUCUUUGUUGAAAAGUUUUUCUUUUUUUGGGUGUUAUGUAGAUUUCAUACUUUAGGUUCAGUUGUAAUAAAAAGAGGGGUGGAUAGUUUAGUUGUAA
Messenger RNA from Eutrema salsugineum, 2370 nucleotides. Its product is annotated as regulatory protein NPR3. NCBI's taxonomy places the organism in Eukaryota, Viridiplantae, Streptophyta, Magnoliopsida, Brassicales, Brassicaceae. The record is from RefSeq and is a predicted model, not a curated record. Gene Ontology annotation, molecular function: protein binding. The transcript has 4 exons. Gene Ontology annotation, biological process: defense response to bacterium; regulation of salicylic acid mediated signaling pathway; defense response to fungus. Gene Ontology annotation, cellular component: nucleus. The coding region runs from base 475 to 2241 and encodes 588 amino acids.